AUGUCUAUCCCACCCGAGUUACGGGUGCUGAACCACCAGCUCUCCACUGUUCCGGCCGCCCAGUUGCCUCAGAUAACACCUCUUCUCCUGCGGAAUGUACUGAGGUGCCAGGGACCUUUAUCGUCGCCGUCUACGAAUGCUGCCAAGGAUGAUUCGUCUGAGGCAUCUGCUGUCCACACGCUCAAAAGUCACGUGUCCAGAUUAUUAUUUGGCAAAAGCGCAGAAGGAAGAUUCGCAGCGAUAAUACUGGCCAAAGGUAUCAUUGACGUCGGCGGAUGGGAAGUUCUACGAGGGGCUUUGAAAUGGGUGCAAGGGCUGUUGGCGAUAUUGACAAAGCCAGAUCCUGCCGCAUCAAAGAGACUAUGCAUCAUUACAUUGACAAGUAUAUUUGUCAAGACGCAUCAGUAUCAGAGCAUCGUCAGAGAGAUCACUACGCCACAUCUGUCACCUUUUGUGACGUCUUGCCUUGCCUCCGUCUCCUCAAAGUCCACCGGCAAGGUAUUGGAGGUUCCGGCAUCUCUUACAGAGUCUGUGUUGGACGCCUUUUCUACGCUGAUGCCUAGACAUCCUGCAAUCUUCCGACCUUUUGCCAACCAGAUUAGGCAAGUGACGAGAGUGUAUGUGGCACCUACCUUCUGUGAUGCAUUCUUCGUGCCCGAAUCUCUGAAAGAGUCCGCCCGCUCUCUCGCCGUAUUAUUGCAUCAGACAGCGCCAAAAAACACCAGCGGAGAAGAAUGGGGCAAAAACGUCCGAGAGCUUGUCAAGGAAAUUCAUGCCACGACAGAUCAAGUUUAUCGUGCUGUUGUAGAGGAUUGGGAGUCUGCUGCUGGGUACGUUCCACAGCCGAUUGAUGUCAACGAGGAGCUUCAUGGCGGUGGGAAAUCAAAGGAUGACUAUCCAGCCUGGACUGGGAUCGACUCUGGGUUGGAAAGGCUUCAAGGCUUACUUGGUUACCUGGAAGAGCACUUCAGACACCACACGGCGACCGCUGUUACUGUGCCUCUCGGUAUUAUCGACGACCUCCUCACUAGGCUGAUGUCCAUUGCCGCUCCCCAGCCAUCGAACAAUGGAUCAGGCCAGGGUUCCAUGCGACUCCACCCGGCAAUCUCUCGUGAAGAGCGAGAAGGUUUAUGGUCCGGUCUACCGCAAACCUACGUCGGAGUCAUGGAAGUGUAUGGAAUCCUCAUUGAGCGUCUCCAGCACAAUUUUACGUCUCUAGCGCAAGGUUGCCUUGAGCAGAUUACGUGGACCUUCCGAUCAGGAAAACAGGAUGAGCAAUACCGCUCAAAAGCCUACGACGUCAUUGCAACCAUUUUACCACUAUGUGCAUCGGGCCUUCCAAAACCUUCCAUUCAUAGAAUGACGUCGGUGAUAGUUUCCUGCUGCAAAGAGUUACGUACUGUCGACGAGGUGGUUCCCGCUAUAGCGCUGAAAGACAGUAGCGGAAAGGCUAUUUCCAAUGGCGUCGCCAAUGCGGACAGUUUUCUCAAAAACAAGUCAAUUCUGUCAUCUACUGACGUGCACGAUACGGCAGUUGUUAGAAGCGCCAAAGCGCUCCUGCCACUAUUCUUCACACUUAUUCCUCAGCAACACCUUGAGGCAUAUACACGAGCUGAGCUAGAUAGGACAGCCAUUCUAUCACACCACAAAGAAGCAAUGCUGGCUAGCGUUCUGAGCCCAUUCUUGGGGCGGAAUGAAAAGAGUUUACCUAGCAUUCUUCCGCACCUUUGCCGGGCAUAUCCGCGAGAUGCCGCUGUGGAGGCGCUACUGAGGCCGCGACUGCCUGUUAUCCGCCAAUCUGGGCCUGUAAUGGGUGCGCCGCUCGAAGAGCAGCUUGUCGAGGACGACGAUGUAGCGAUGGGUGAUCUGCAGCCAGUGGACGAACAAGAAGAGCUCUCCGAGAAUAUCGUUAAUGCCACUACGACAUCGAUAUCAACAAGCAACGAUGCUACUUCUACUGAUGCUGCGAUCGCGUCAACCAAUACGAGGGAACCAGAGACUAACCAUUGGGGGAAUAUCGCACCGGAUAAGGUUUACGCUAGGAAGGACCCACAAAAUAAGGAUGUGGCGGCCCCUGCCGCUAGCAUUAGCGAGGGUACGUCAAGGGUCGAAACAACGUCACGUACAACAGUACAGUCCACGACUACAACUGUGGAUGUUGUCGAGGAAGAGGACUCUGAUGACGAGUCUGUGCAUUUGGAGGCUGGUCUGUCUGAUUCUGAGGAGGAGGAGGAGUAA
Pseudogymnoascus destructans is the source of this 2238-nucleotide messenger RNA. RefSeq lists its product as uncharacterized. Bases 1 to 2238 code for a protein of 745 amino acids. Gene Ontology annotation, cellular component: nucleus. The record is from RefSeq and is a predicted model, not a curated record. Gene Ontology annotation, biological process: rRNA processing. NCBI's taxonomy places the organism in Eukaryota, Fungi, Ascomycota, Leotiomycetes, Thelebolales, Thelebolaceae. The transcript is spliced from 2 exons.